Messenger RNA from Cydia splendana, 1399 nucleotides. RefSeq lists its product as uncharacterized. Lineage: Eukaryota; Metazoa; Arthropoda; Insecta; Lepidoptera; Tortricidae. The record is from RefSeq and is a predicted model, not a curated record. The transcript has 3 exons. Bases 285 to 1103 code for a protein of 272 amino acids.
UGGUUUGACGUAAGAAAAGUCGCCAUUACAUAUCGUGAUUACGAUUAUUUAUUUCUUUCAUUUCAAUAACGAUUUGUGAAAGAAAUAGCUUGUGUCAAACAAAUGGAACAAAAUAGCGCGCGGUUAAUUUUGUUUGUAUUCCAAAGUAGUAAAUAAAGUUGCACAGCAGUAACCGAAGUGUUUUCUAUAAAAAUUACGAGACUACGGUGUUUUAAAUUUAAAACCACCAUAAAAGCUCAUAGUAGUAGUUUUCGUAAAAUACAAAUAUAUAAGUUAAAUCAUAAAUGGCUCCACCACGAAGGAUUUCUAGAGAGCAGUUGGAGGUGAUGAUAGAUUUUCUAGAGCAGAAUAAAGGGAUGUGCAUGGGGACGCCUUCAAACGGUACAGCGGCGUCCACGGCCACCAGUGCCCACAACGCUGUGCGACAAACUUGGAACGAACUCGGCAAACUGCUCAAUGCUGUGCCGGGAGGAGCUUUGAAAACUGCAGAUGGUUGGAAAAAGUACUGGUUUGAAUGGCGACAUAAGAGUAGAAAAAAGGCAAAUGAUGCUAGAAGAUUUGAAGAAAAUCCUCAUGGUGGUCCAAGCAGGUUCGCUCCACUUAAUGACUUAGAAGUCAGAGUUUUAGCACUAAGCGGCAGCAACUUAGUGAGAUCAAAGUCAAAACCUAUUAAAGAGCUAGAAAACAUGUUGGCUGAUAAUUCUGACAGUGAUCCCAUUGGACAUAAUUCUCCAGAAAAUAUUAAAGCCGAGCCACUGCCAAUACACAAAGUUCAUAAAACAAGAAGUUCUACCAAAGGCACUGCGGCACCUGAUGAAGUUAGAUCCGGGACGCCACCUCCACAAUGGGCUUUAGAACUAGAAGAAAGACGAAUUGCAGCCGAGGAGCGUAUGGCUGCAGCAUUAGAGUCCAUAGCAUCCAUUAUGAGGCUUCAAGAAGAGCGUAGAUCCAUGCUAGAUGAGAGGAUAGCAGACACAUUGACAUCAGUAGCUGGAAAUUUCCAAGAACUCAAUAGUGGAGUACAAGAAGCUGUGAUGCACUUACAAAGGCUACAUCCUGUUCAGUCCAAUGGGCCCGAUAUCAAAGACCAUGUCUUCAUUUAAACUAAUACUAUGAAAAAAUAGGCAGCAUUUUGAAAAAUAUUGUAUAAAAGUUUUAACAUCUAGUCAACAUGAAUAAAAAUUUAGUUAUUACAAAUAAGAAAUGGAAUGACAAAUACAAAUGUUGUAGCAAUUUAAUAAGAAUUGCAAUGAUGUAGGAAUAAUGGUUGCUAUAUUAAAAAGAAUAAAGGCUGGUCCUUUAAACGUUACACUAUGUGUAAACAAAUUCAAUGUACUUAAAUUGGAUUAGAUUGUGAUUUUAUGUAAAAUGAGCAAUAAUUAUUUACUUGUAUAAUAAU